Alosa alosa (allis shad) is the source of this 2785-nucleotide messenger RNA. RefSeq names its product pleckstrin homology domain containing, family A (phosphoinositide binding specific) member 8 (gene plekha8). NCBI's taxonomy places the organism in Eukaryota, Metazoa, Chordata, Actinopteri, Clupeiformes, Clupeidae. The coding region runs from base 281 to 1927 and encodes 548 amino acids. The transcript is spliced from 13 exons. Gene Ontology annotation, cellular component: cytoplasm; membrane; cytosol. Gene Ontology annotation, molecular function: ceramide 1-phosphate binding; ceramide 1-phosphate transfer activity. The record is from RefSeq and is a predicted model, not a curated record. Gene Ontology annotation, biological process: ceramide transport; intermembrane lipid transfer.
CGCCCGCCCCGGCUACGAACAUUCAAGGCGUUGGUGUGAAUGGAGAAGCGAAGGAUUUGAGUUGCGAAUUCCAAGUGCUGUCACAGACUACGGGAUGGUUUACGUUUGAUCACAUGGAACGGAAUUCACGUACACUUUACGCCUUUCUAGUCAGUUGUUUACAUGGCAUAAGCUUGGUAACUACGGUCGGCGAAUCUACGUUGGAAUUACAGUGAGCUCCUCAAAAGUCAUUUCAUGCCGAUGUAGGCUACUAUGUGACCAACCACGAAAUCAAGAAAAUAUGGAGGGAGUACUUUAUAAGUGGACAAACUACAUCAGUGGUUGGCAGCCGCGCUGGUUCGUGUUGGAUGGGGGCACUCUGUCGUACUACGACUCCCAGGAGGAAGCCUGGAAGGGCUGCAAGGGCAGCAUCAAGAUCUCUGUCUGUGAGAUCCAAGUGCACCCGUCAGACUUCACGCGUGUGGACCUCACCAUCCCUGGGGAGCAGUAUUUCUACCUGCGCGCCAUCAACGCGGCCGAGAGGCAGAAGUGGCUGGUGGCACUGGGCACCGCUAAGGCCUGCCUCACAGACAACCGCACCAAGAGAGAGAAGGAGCUUCAGGAGAACACAGAGGCACUGAAGACCAAGAUGUCGGAGCUGCGUCUGUACUGUGACCUCCUGCUCCAGCAGGUCAACAAGAUCAAAGACAGUCCAGAUGUAGACCUGCCGCUCUCCACAGAGGCCGGUGGGGACAUGGGCGGUCUGGUGAAGUCCACCUGCAGCACGUUCCUGAGGACACUGGAGGAGUGCAUGCAGAUCGCAAGCCGAACUUUCAACCCUGACCUCCUGACCCUGAGCCCCCCGGGGUCGCCCCCCAUCGCCGCCGUCAAGCCCCAGAAGGUGAGGCCCAUUAAUCAGACCAGUCCACACCUUGGUCACAGGAAGCGAGAGGCGAGCAGUUCUUCUCAGUCGGAGCUGACUGGCCUGCCUGAGGCGGGGUUACCUGCGACUGACGCCGGACCAAAGGCUGAUCCUUCACCUGAGCCCCCACACACACCCACCACCGGACCAGAGGACACUCACACACACGCUUCAGAGGAACUCAAGUCCCCAGAUGUCCCCCCGACCGCCCCUCAGAGUUCCGACGCUGUUGUGCAGGAGGAGCAUGACUCAGGCCACACCCACACACAGGUAGAGGGAGGGGCCAACAAGGGCUCCACUGAGCAACCUCCAAUGGAGGAGAAGGAGGCGGAACAGGAAGAGGACGGCAACCAAUCAGGGGAGGAGGAGGAGGAUGAGGAGGAAGGGGUGGAUACAUUCUUCAGCACCAUGAGCCACAGAUUUAGUGAUAUAACCCUGGAGGAGGACUCUGGGAUUCCCACUCAGGCUUUUCUGGACUCUUGCUAUGCUAUAGUACCUGUAUUAGAUAAACUGGGGCCCACUGUGUUUGCUCCUGUUAAAAUAGACUUUGUGGGGAACAUCAAGAAGAUCCAGCAGAAGCUGCAGACGGCCCCGGCGAGCAUGGCGACGCUGCAGGCCAUGGUGCUGCACGAGGUGCAGGCUGAGGAGGCGCAGGUACGCAACUCCGCCACCGAGGCCCUGCUCUGGCUCCGACGCGGCCUGCGCUUCCUAUGGGACUUCCUGUCCGAGGUGCACGCCGGCCAGCAUAACAUCCACGGGGCGCUGAAUAACGCCUACGGACGAACUCUGAGGCAGUACCACGGCUGGGUCAUCAGAGGGGUGUUUGCAUUGGCGCUGCGCGCAGCGCCCUCCUAUGGUGCGUUUGCGUCAGCGCUGGUCUUGCAGGAGGGCGACGAGCUGAAGGAGGGUUUCAGAGCAGCCAUGAGACGAGACCUGGGCGUCUACCUGCCCGCCAUGCAGCAGCAGCUGGACAUCCUGGAUGCCCUGUACGACCAACACAACCUGGAGUCCGACGAGGUGGUCUGACCAGCCGUGUGUGUGUGCGUGCCAUGCAGCAACAGCUGGACUUCCUCGGUGCCCUGUACGACCAACACAGCCUCAAGUCCCACGAGGUGGUGUAAGCGAACCACACGGGACCAUCCCCCACGUGCGUGUGUGUUUGUGUGGGAUGGUGAUCUCUGUGGUGUGUGUGUGUGUGUGUGUGUAUCUGGGGGCAUGAUGCCCUGAUGGCAGGCUGCUGGCAGUUUGCCCACCACGGUACCGGGCACUGGCAAUCUCAUCUCACUGUGCAGAGUUGCUGACACAUGAAGGAAGAAAAGUGUGUGUGUGUGUGUGUGUGUGUGUGUGUGUGUGUGUGUGUGUGUGUGUGUGUGUGUGUGUGUGCACGCCUCCUCUCCUCUCCUCAGUGCUCCAAACCAGCCUGCAGGCUAUGCUUUGUCUACUACUACUACUAGGGCUGCUUGAUAGUGUUACUGUUCACCACAUUCCGUCUUAAACUGUACAACACACACACACACACACACACACACACGCACACGCAUGCACACGCACGCACACACACACACAUUCUCCUGUAUCAUGAGUUUACAGCAGCCCAUCAGCUCCUUGAUUUCCGGUCUGGGAGAGAAGAGAGGCAUCCACUCUGCGUCCACUCUCCUUUAACGGAGGCUGUGUCGGCUGUGUCCACUCUCUCCUCUAACGGAGGCUGUGUCCACUCUCUCCUUUAACGGAGGCUGUGUCCACUCUCCUCUAACGGAGGCUGUGUCCACUCUCCUCUAACGGAGGCUGUGUCCACUCUCUCCUUUAACGGAGGCUGUGUCCACUCUCUCCUUUAACGGAGGCUGUGUCCACUCUCUCCUCUAACGGAGGCUGUGUCCACUCUCC